Dalotia coriaria is the source of this 1085-nucleotide messenger RNA. RefSeq lists its product as uncharacterized. The record is from RefSeq and is a predicted model, not a curated record. NCBI's taxonomy places the organism in Eukaryota, Metazoa, Arthropoda, Insecta, Coleoptera, Staphylinidae. Bases 1 to 450 code for a protein of 149 amino acids. The transcript has 10 exons.
AUGCCGCUAUGUGUGCGUGUGCAAGAAUAUGCGGUUGAAUAUGUGGUCUCACCGUACUUGAAAAGGACUAUAGUAUUAGGCUUGGAACUUAUGGACAGUCUUGUUUUCACCGAAUUUUUUAGGUGUCUAACGGGCGAACGAAAUAUCCUAGGACAACGAUUCUUUUAUCAGAUUGUGUCUAGCAGGCGAAUAAAUUGUCCUAGGACAACGAUUCCUUCAUCAGAUUAUAAGUGUAUAGCAGGCGAACAAAUUGUCCUAGGACAACGAUUCUUUCAUCAGAUUGUGUCUAACAGGCGAACAAAUUGUCGUAGGACAACGAUUCAUUCAUUCAUCAGAUUGUGUCUAGCAAGCGAACUAUUUGUCCUAGGGCAACGAUUCAUUCAUCAGAUUGUGUCUAGCAGGCGAACAAAUUGUCGUAGGACAACGAUUAUUCAAUCAGACUGUGUCUAGCAGACGAACAAAUUGUCGUAGGACAAUGAUUCUAUCAUCAGAUUGUGUCUAGCAGGCGAACAAAUUGUGUUAGGACAUUGAUUCUGCUAUCAGAUUGUAAGUAUUGAAAUUGUUUGUCAUUUACAUAAAUAAUUUACAUGGUUCAUACAAUGAAAAGUGAAAUGAAAUUCAUUCACAAUGAAAAUUAAAUUAAAAUACAAUGGUGGUAGUACGAGAGGGUGAGUAUAAAAAGCUAAGUAAAGUUAAGUAAACACUUACUGUACGCAAUGGUUUAGUAAUAUAUCGUUUUUACAGCGAUAUUGUGAGGGUAUAGCGUGCAGUAAGUGUUUACUUAACUUUACUUUGAAUUAAAUUAGUUGUUUCAAAUAUUAGCAGACGCGUUGCAGAUUUCUUGGUAAUUUAUUUCUAGUUUGUCGUUCUAAAACUAGAGGGCGAUACUAGCGGCUAUCUAUUAUGUUUUGUUACGCCACAACGGUCAGAUGGCGCUGCCAUCGAUUUGGUUUAAAAUCAUGCUUAAUUUUGGUUUAGUUUUUGGUGCACAGAAUUGCGGUGGGCACGUCACUUUUAUGCAUAACUUUUAAGUAUAACAAAACGAAAAAUAACAAAAAUUCUAUUUUUGCGCUUUAAUUUUCGGU